Molecule: messenger RNA, 280 nt
Organism: Humulus lupulus (European hop)
Lineage: Eukaryota; Viridiplantae; Streptophyta; Magnoliopsida; Rosales; Cannabaceae
Product: probable plastidic glucose transporter 2
Exons: 3
Coding region: 19-255 (78 amino acids)
Biological process (GO): monosaccharide transmembrane transport
Cellular component (GO): membrane
Molecular function (GO): hexose transmembrane transporter activity
Source: RefSeq, a predicted model, not a curated record
CAGCUGUGUGCACUGCCUAUGAUUAUUGGUGCUGCUAUGAGUGCAACAAGCAAAACCCUUGCUGGCAUGCUUUUAGGAAAGUUAUUUGUUGGGACUGGUAUGGGUUUGGGACCUCCUGUUGCUGCUCUCUAUGUAACUGAGGUUUCACCUGCUUUUGUUAGGGGUACUUAUGGAAGCUUAGUCCAAAUUGCUACAUGCCUUGGGAUCAUGGGGGCUCUUUUAGUUGGAAUCCCUGUCAAAGAUAUUGCUGACUAGUAAGAAUGAAUUCCAGAUCUUCCUG